Messenger RNA from Postia placenta MAD-698-R-SB12, 807 nucleotides. RefSeq lists its product as hypothetical. Bases 1 to 807 code for a protein of 268 amino acids. The record is from RefSeq and is a predicted model, not a curated record. The transcript has 2 exons. Gene Ontology annotation, molecular function: gamma-tubulin binding; microtubule minus-end binding. Lineage: Eukaryota; Fungi; Basidiomycota; Agaricomycetes; Polyporales; Adustoporiaceae. Gene Ontology annotation, cellular component: centrosome; equatorial microtubule organizing center; gamma-tubulin complex. Gene Ontology annotation, biological process: microtubule nucleation; cytoplasmic microtubule organization; mitotic cell cycle.
AUGAGCUGGUUCCUGGACACGCUGCUGGGAUAUGUGAUGACAGACGUUGUGGAUGUGGAGUUCAGGAGGCUCAAGGGGAUGCUGCUCGAGAAGACGUCGGACGUCGUGAAGCACGCGACCGGCGGCCAGUCUAAUCCGGCGCCUGGCAGCGAGGGAGCUGACGGACAGAUUGAGGCUUCGCAUUCUGCGUCUACCCUGCCUGCGUCACAGAGUAGCUCCUCGAACGCCGGAUCAACCAGCCUCGAUUUUACCACACUGCGUAACAUUCAUACGACCUACCUCGAACGUCUGAUCACAGGCAGCUUGCUGUCCAACCCUCCGCUGACAGCCAUCAUUCGCAUGAUUCUCGAGACUUGUGAGCGAUUUGUCGCGCAGGCCGAGAGAUGGGGUGGAGACAUUCUACCUGAGCUCUUGUCCGAAGGUAGUCUGGCUGGUGGCGGCGAUGUGGGCAAGAUGGUCAAGGAAAGAAAAGUCAUCGUCGCAGAGGUCAAUGAGACAUUGCACAUGCUGCUUGGAACAUUCUACGAGCAGCUCUCGCUGUCCACGACACAGCAGCCAUUCUCGGCGACUGCGGACGCGUCAAAGUCGGUGCUAUAUAGCGUGAGCAUGGCGAACACGACUGGCUUCCACACAUUCCUCCGACCGAAGCGAGGACGACGCGUCGAAGGGGACGACGAGGUUCGCCGACACGUGGAACGCCUGCUGUUGCGUCUGGACUUUAACGGUGGAUUCUCCAUGCCCAAAACGGGCGGUAAUGCAGGGUCAAAUGACGGCGAGGAGAUCUUGAAGCAGGGGGGCUUGACGUAG